Knipowitschia caucasica is the source of this 2430-nucleotide messenger RNA. The record is from the annotation of a GenBank genome assembly. NCBI's taxonomy places the organism in Eukaryota, Metazoa, Chordata, Actinopteri, Gobiiformes, Gobiidae.
AUGAAUCUACAGUCUCAGUUCUGGGACAGAGUUUCACGACGAGGCUUUGUUCUGUCUGAGGAGAGUACACACCCACAGCAGAGAGUACACACCCACAGCAGAGAGAACACACCCACAGCAGAGAGUACACACCCACAGCAGAGAGAACACACCCACAGCAGAGAGUACACACCCACAGCAGAGAGUACACACCCGCAGCAGAGAGUACACACCCGCAGCAGAGAGUACACACCCGCAGCAGAGAGUACACACCCGCAGCAGAGAGUACACACCCACAGCAGAGAGUACACACCCGCAGCAGAGAGUACACACCCGCAGCAGAGAGUACACACCCACAGCAGAGAGUACACACCCACAGCAGAGAGAACACACCCACAGCAGAGAGUACACACCCGCAGCAGAGAGUACACACCCACAGCAGAGAGUACACACCCACAGCAGAGAGAACACACCCACAGCAGAGAGUACACACCCACAGCAGAGAGAACACACCCACAGCAGAGAGUACACACCCGCAGCAGAGAGUACACACCCGCAGCAGAGAGUACACACCCCAGCAGAGAGAACACACCCACAGCAGAGAGUACACACCCACAGCAGAGAGUACACACCCGCAGCAGAGAGUACACACCCGCAGCAGAGAGUACACACCCGCAGCAGAGAGUACACACCCGCAGCAGAGAGUACACACCCACAGCAGAGAGUACACACCCGCAGCAGAGAGUACCCGCAGUACACACCCGCAGCAGAGAGUACACACCCACAGCAGAGAGUACACACCCACAGCAGAGAGAACACACCCACAGCAGAGAGUACACACCCGCAGCAGAGAGUACACACCCACAGCAGAGAGUACAGACCCACAGCAGAGAGAACACACCCACAGCAGAGAGUACACACCCACAGCAGAGAGAACACACCCACAGCAGAGAGUACACACCCGCAGCAGAGAGUACACACCCGCAGCAGAGAGUACACACCCGCAGCAGAGAGUACACACCCACAGCAGAGAGUACACACCCACAGCAGAGAGAACACACCCACAGCAGAGAGUACACACCCACAGCAGAGAGUACACACCCACAGCAGAGAGUACACACCCGCAGCAGAGAGUACACACCCACAGCAGAGAGAACACACCCACAGCAGAGAGAACACACCCACAGCAGAGAGUACACACCCACAGCAGAGAACCUGAGACUGUGUGGGGACAUGAGACUGUGUGGGGACAUGAGACUGUGUGGGGACAUGAGACUGUGUGGGGACAUGAGACUGUGUGGGGACCUGAGACUGUGUGGGGACAUGAGACUGUGUGGGGACAUGAGACUGUGUGGGGACCUGAGACUGUGUGGGGACAUGAGACUGUGUGGGGACCUGAGACUGUGUGGGGACAUGAGACUGUGUGGGGACCUGAGACUGUACUGUGUGGGGGACAUGAGACUGUGUGGGGACCUGAGACUGUGUGGGGACAUGAGACUGUGUGGGGACAUGAGACUGUGUGGGGACAUGAGACUGUGUGGGGACAUGAGACUGUGUGGGGACAUGGGACUGUGUGGGGACAUGGGACUGUGUGGGGACAUGAGACUGUGUGGGGACAUGAGACUGUGUGGGGACAUGAGACUGUGUGGGGACAUGAGACUGUGUGGGGACAUGAGACUGUGUGGGGACCUGAGACUGUGUGGGGACAUGAGACUGUGUGGGGACCUGAGACUGUGUGGAGACAUGAGACUGUGUGGGGACAUGAGACUGUGUGGGGACAUGAGACUGUGUGGGGACAUGAGACUGUGUGGGGACCUGAGACUGUGUGGGGACAUGGGACUGUGUGGGGACAUGAUACUGUGUGGGGACAUGAGACUGUGUGGGGACAUGAGACUGUGUGGGGACAUGAGACUGUGUGGGGACCUGAGACUGUGUGGGGACAUGAUACUGUGUGGGGACAUGAGACUGUGUGGGGUCCUGAGACUGUGUGGGGACAUGAGACUGUGUGGGGACCUGAGACUGUAUGGGGACCUGAGACUGUGUGGGGACAUGAGACUGUGUGGGGACCUGAGACUGUGUGGGGACCUGAGACUGUGUGGGGACAUGAGACUGUGUGGGGACAUGAGACUGUGUGGGGACCUGAGACUGUGUGGGGACAUGAGACUGUGUGGGGACAUGAGACUGUGUGGGGACAUGAGACUGUGUGGGGACAUGAGACUGUGUGGGGACCUGAGACUGUGUGGGGACAUGAGACUGUGUGGGGACAUGAGACUGUGUGGGGACAUGAGACUGUGUGGGGACCUGAGACUGUGUGGGGACCUGAGACUGUGUGGGGACAUGAGACUGUGUGGGGACAUGGCUGUGGACGGAGCAACAAACUGUAUUGGUCCAAUUUCUUCACUGCCAAAACCAUGGUCUUCACGAGUUAUGAACAUAUUUGUCAGAGACUGA